Messenger RNA from Rubroshorea leprosula, 1059 nucleotides. The record is from the annotation of a GenBank genome assembly. Lineage: Eukaryota; Viridiplantae; Streptophyta; Magnoliopsida; Malvales; Dipterocarpaceae.
CCGUGUUUGAAAGAAGAAACAGAUCGAUCUCCUUGCUCUCACCACCAUCAUGUUGGCAGCUCAUCUUCGUUGCCUUCCUCUCCUUCCCAGCAGCAGCUUCUUCUUCACUGAACAGAGCAACAGCUACAAAACAGAUCUGCAAUUCUGCAUCUGCUCUCAACCACCACCGUCAACAGCCCUCUCCAACCCCUUGCCUUCCUCCACCGAACAGCAGACAGACCGAUCUCCCUGCUCUCACCACCAUCGUUUUGGCAGCUCAUCUUCCUUGCCUUCCUCUCCUUCCCAGCAACAGCUUCUCCUUCACCGAACAGAGCGUAGAAGCACCGAACAGAGCAGCAUUGUAAAUAUCCGGCAGCCACACACCCAGAUCCCCUCACCCCAGCGCCCUGAGCCCGCGCCUUGCGCCCUGCGCACCAGCACCCCUGCCCAGCGCACCAGCCCUGCACCUACGCCCGAGCCUUGCACCUACGCCUCUGCUCCCUGCUCUGCGCCCAGAUCCUGCAAUCACGCCCCUGUUGCUUGCACGCCAGUCACUGCUGCUGCACAGCGCCUGCACUCCUGCUCGCUACAGUACAUGCCUGACGAAAUCUUCAUCAUUACUGAUUGACAGGAGCAAGUCUUUUUAUUUAUUUUAUUUUUUAUUUGGGUAUAUAUAUAUGGAAAAAAAAUCAGGGGAGAGGAUGGUUGGUUGAUUUUGGGUCUCUUUGUUGGGGAGUUUCGUCUGAGUUUUUGAGAGCAAUAGAAGGGGAUUUACUGGAGAAGAAAGGGGGCAACAACGGUGGGUGAGAGGAAGGAUCACCGAGCUUCCGGAGGAACUUCAUUUUCUGGUUUCAUUUUCUGGGUUUCAUUGCCUUAGGUAAUUUCUGAACAGAGGAAUUUUUGGGAAGAGCCGUGAGGGAGAAGAAGGGAGCUUGAUCCCGUGGGUGGGAUCCCUCCCUUCGGAUCUCAAUCUGCUUUUUUCCCAGAAAUUUCACCUUGUUUGAUUCUGAUUCUCAUGGAGUUUUGCUUUAUUAAAACUGUACUAGAUGAUGAUACUGCAAAUGAAAUCAAGCAUGUUUG